AUGCUUCGGAUGCUUUCUCACGGACGACCCAGUUCCCGUUCUUUUCCGGUGCACUCGCUUUGUAUCUCCGACACACAAGGAAGGACGCGGUGGGAAGGAAGCAGCCCUAGCCUCUGUCCGGCCGAUCAUUCCGUUGGCAUCUCGCAUUCACGCCCUCGUUUUACUGCCGCUCAGGGAUGUAGUUGUAGAUACGUGAGUCUUAGUGGGUCGUUGGCUCCACCAGUUAUCUCCUUCUACGACAUGCUGUUGUCGUCGCCAUAUUCCAUAUGUCACUUAGUCAUAUCUGCCUCGCUGCGGGUCAGCACCUCCGAAAGAAACGGAGGACUUCAUUCAGUGACUCCGCGAUUGCCCUCUGAACGAUCAGAAUAA
Messenger RNA from Spirodela intermedia, 369 nucleotides. The record is from the annotation of a GenBank genome assembly. Lineage: Eukaryota; Viridiplantae; Streptophyta; Magnoliopsida; Alismatales; Araceae.